Zychaea mexicana is the source of this 552-nucleotide messenger RNA. RefSeq names its product ML domain-containing protein. Lineage: Eukaryota; Fungi; Mucoromycota; Mucoromycetes; Mucorales; Lichtheimiaceae. Gene Ontology annotation, molecular function: sterol binding. The transcript is spliced from 4 exons. The record is from RefSeq and is a predicted model, not a curated record. Bases 1 to 552 code for a protein of 183 amino acids. Gene Ontology annotation, biological process: sterol transport.
AUGAUCCGGCCUUUUCUUUACAUUACUCUCUUACUUGUAUUCAUCAGUCAAGCAGCAGCAGUCCUUCCGUACUGGCUACAGCCCGACUUUGUGCGUCAAUACGAAUCGUCACCUUACCAAACAGACUUGAUCGAGGAUUGCAGUGAUGAAUCAUAUAUUUUGGAGAUCAAAGAUAUAACUUUGACACCGCCGCAUCCCGUUCCUGGCGAAGAGCUCAAGAUCGAAGCCGUUGGUUUGCUCAAGGAACCAGUGAGGUCCGAUGCACGGGCAAACGUCCUCGUCAAACUUGGUGUAGUCACUCUGCUUCACAAGGACUUUGAUAUCUGCGAUGAGCUCGACAAAAAUGAUACCGAACUAAAGUGUCCCAUCGAGGCUGGUUUAAUCAAGGUUACGCAAAAGGUCACGUUGCCCAAAGAAAUACCAAAGGCUCAUUUCAAGGUCCGUGUUCGUGCUUACAACUGGGACGAUGAAGACUUGGCUUGCUUGAACGUAGAUGUUGAUUUCCGUCGCCAUCGACGUGAUUUUAACAAGCACAGACUUAUCGGAUACUAG